Zerene cesonia (dogface butterfly) is the source of this 3576-nucleotide messenger RNA. RefSeq names its product glycerophosphodiester phosphodiesterase 1. The coding region runs from base 95 to 1246 and encodes 383 amino acids. The transcript is spliced from 8 exons. NCBI's taxonomy places the organism in Eukaryota, Metazoa, Arthropoda, Insecta, Lepidoptera, Pieridae. The record is from RefSeq and is a predicted model, not a curated record. Gene Ontology annotation, biological process: lipid metabolic process. Gene Ontology annotation, molecular function: phosphoric diester hydrolase activity.
CCCUCCUUCCAUUUCCAAAUUAUUUAUUUUGGAAAACCUAACACCUGUAAUUAAUAAUAAUUAACAUUUAUUAACACAACGAUCGAUCGAAAAUAUGAUUUUCACGACAAUGUCCAUAUUAUUCAAUAGUUUAUAUUACGCGACUACGUUUGUAGUAACAUUUUUCAUGUCCAUUCAUUCAGUUUUGCCUUUUGGUUUCGAUAUCGGAUUAUUGGGUGUUGCGGUGUAUUUUUUCACGAAACUUCCGAAGCCGGACCCGAGUAAUGUGACGAGUAUAUUUGGGCCGCCCUCGGACUCGAAGGAAGGCGAGACGAAUCCAAAGAAGGUGGUGAAAUGCAUAGCGCACAGGGGCGCGGGGCUCGAUGCUCCCGAGAAUACAUUGCAAGCGUUUAAAUAUUGUGUAGCCAUGGACUGUAACUUUGUCGAGAUGGACGUAAGGACAUCGAAGGAUGGUCAGCUAGUGCUUCUACACGACCAAGGGCUGGAGCGGCUAACGGGCACAGAUAUCACAGACGUUAGGUUUAUGGACUGGGACAGCAUCAAGAAUAUUGACAUUGGUGCCACACACCCUAAUAGGCAACAAUUCAAAGAUGUAACUCUAUGUUUGCUGGAGGAUGCAAUUGAUUACCUCUUGGCUAAUAAAGUAAAGAUGAUCAUUGACGUGAAAGGAGAGGAUGCUCAGGUUGUUAAUGGCAUUCUGAGAGUGUUCUCUGGCAAUCCGGUUUUAUAUGAAAAUGCUGUUGUCACGUCCUUCAACCCAUAUGUCCUGUAUCAGAUCCGCAAGCGAGAUCCGAACAUUGUCGGAGCGAUGAGCUAUCGCCCGCACUGUUUCGGCUUUUUAAAUUACGACGCGGAAAAUGGACCUACCAAUCCCAGGUUCGGCGCGCGGCACGCGGCGCAGGCGGCGGCGCGCGCGGCGGACGCGCUGCACGGCGCGCUGUGGCGCUGGGCGGCGCGCUGGUGCUCCGUCAGCGCCGUGCUGCUGCACAAGGACAUCGUCAGCCCGCGCGAGGUGGAGUACUGGCGGUCGCUGAACGUGCGCGUCGCCGGCUGGUGCGUCAACCGGCCCGUCGAGAAGCUGUACUGGCGCGCCGUGCUGCGCGCGCCCUACCUCGCCAACACGCUCGUCGGCGAGCCGGAGGUGGAUAAAAAAGAGGUGAGACAAUCGGUCAUGGUCGACUGUGAGGAGAGGCCGUGCGACAAAGUGCCGGAGCCCGAGAAAAAGAUGUCGUCGGGUCAGAAUUGAAUGAUUUUUACCGCGUUUUAGGGUCGACGCACACGUGGAUUUCAUGAUUAUUCACCGUAAAUUCUAAUGAGUUUUCACUUUAGGGUCGACGCACCUUUAUACAGUUUUCACCAAUGAAUAGACAUAUACACAAAGUAUGAUUAAUCGAUGUACACGUAUAUUGUAGGCUUUUUUUUUGUAUGUAAUAGAAGUAGAAGCUAAAUAUUAAAGACUAAACACACAGACACACACACACACACAUGUAGUACGUUGUAAAAUAUAAAGAUUUACGUAUAAUGAUAUCUUGGUGUAAGGCUAUAGUAUAUAAAAUGGAAAGUAAUAUAUAUCAGAAAUUUUAUCAUAUAAUAAAUACAUAUUUUUGUAUUAGCUUAAUAAUAGAGGAUAAUUUAAUUAAAAAAAAACAGCUGGUGGACUUUGCCCUUUCUAGAUGGAGUAUUUUACGCUUUAUGAGUUUUCUUUCACAUCUUUCGUGCAAAGAUUGUCCAAAGAAACCGUUUCAUUAUGUUUAUAAGUAUAGUUUUAAGCACUAGUGUGCGUCGACCCUAAUCGACGGCCAAAAACGUUUGGAUAAUUGGUAAAAGUGAUUUGUUUGAUCGAAUGUGCAAUUUUUUUUUUACUUUUGUUGUGUGUGUGUGUGCUGACCCUUAUUGGAUGAAGUGGUGGAAGUGACGUCAUAAUGAGACACAACCCCUUACAAGAUAUGGCACCAUAAAAUGUUUAAAAAGAUAAAUCGAAAUUAUUGUAUAAUAUGAUAGUUUCACUACAUCCGUAUAAUUUUACGUGUCUGCCAGAUAAAAUUACAAAUAAUGUAUGAAGAUUUAUGUGAAAUAAUGUUAAAUUGGCCCGUUGUGUAAAAUUUCUUGCCACUUCAUUCGUAAAAUACGUUAAGAGUACAAAUUAUUGUAAACCAAAACUUUAUGAUUAAGUUUUUUUUCCAGUCCAUAGAUUAAAAAUGUUGUCUAUGCCAAAGGUAGUAUAACGAUAUAAUAUAUUCGUUUUUUCUUCAAUAUUAUAUUUUAUUCUGUACACAAAAUGGUUUCUAUGUAUACUUUUAUAUAAUACUUUUUAUUAAUUAUAAACCAUUUCAUAUUUUAACUCGAAUAUAAUUGAUACGAACAUUUAUUUUAUCUUUACAAUUAAUAUGAGGCUAAAUAGGCGGGAAACGAUGGUUUAUGAAGUUUUUUAUCGGAGCCUAUGUGUUUAAUGGUGGUCUAAUUUAAAGUUUUUAUGAGAUUUCUUUUUUUAUAAUUGUAUUCGAUUAUUUCGAUGAGGCUUGAAUAUUUUUUUAAUUUGACUAUUUAAAUUUCGAUAGUGGCAUUUACCGCUUAAAAUGACUAUCUACGCGAAACCAUGUUUAUUUUUUUUUUUCAUUUUAAUAUAAUUAUUUAUAAGAGUCGUUGCACUGACAUAAACUUUCGUAGGACGGCAGUUAAAUGCGUAUUUAUGUGACUUUCAUAAUAAAAUGUUCAUUUUAACGUACAUUUACGCAAAAUCUCACUUGCAGUUAGCCAUUUUAAGCAAGCAGCUAGAAAAAUCCGUCCUUUUAACAAGUCAUUGACAUAAAAACCCGUGUGUCACUAAACAUUCUCUUGUUAUACUUACGGACUUACGGUUACGCUUUAAGCGUAUAGUUUUUCAAUUUCAAUCUUAUGUACACUGCAUAAAGUUGUUUUUGAAAAACCACAGUGCGUUUAGACGCGAGUGACACGAAACGGUUUGAGUUUAGAAUGUUGGGUUAAUUUUAAACGAACGUUCUAGAAACGUUUCGAGUGUGCAUCAUGGGUUUCUUAUGUCAAUGCCAUAAGUGGACCCCAAUUUUUUUUAAAAGGGCAAUUUAGGAGAAAAACAUUGUAGAUUACUUUUUUUCAAAUAAAAUACUCAAACUGAACAAAUAGUUUAAUGGCGAAAUAUUGCCAUGCGUAUAAAAGCUUCAGCAUACUGUACUAUAAUAUUUUCUUUCGUAGUUUGAGGAGAGCAAGGAACAAAGGACGCUUGUCGAAAUGGAUUGAUUUUUUUAUUUGAGGUUAGUUUUUUUUUCGUCAAAGUAGCGACUUUGUAGACUGCGUUAAUGUUGCCUGUUCUAAAAUUAGAGGGUAAUUAAUAGUAUUAAAAUUUUAAUUUUACAAUUUCCAGUCUCAAGUUAAUUAAUUUAUUGUGAGUGUUUGUGUGAUUAAUGUUGUUUUGGAUUUUAUAUUGUGUUGAUAUCGGGAAAAAUGUAAUUUAAUCAUAUUAGUAAAAUUAGAUAAUUAUAUUUUGCGAGUAUAUGAGUAUAUAGAUUUUAUGACGAUUCAGUAUUUACUUUAGUCAUCUCUGUUUAUGUUUUUAAAUUU